Sclerotinia trifoliorum is the source of this 1170-nucleotide messenger RNA. The record is from the annotation of a GenBank genome assembly. NCBI's taxonomy places the organism in Eukaryota, Fungi, Ascomycota, Leotiomycetes, Helotiales, Sclerotiniaceae.
GAGCCCUCUUAUUUCUAUGUGGAGCUCAUCCGAUAAGAAUGAGGGUUUCUUAUCAUGCACGCUAGCUUUCUUGGUGGGGUUCAAGUUCCUGUAACUUCAAUAAAAUUCGAAGCUAUCAAUUGGAGCAUUUGUAAAUUUACUAGAUAUCUUCAUCAUGCCAGACAAAGACGCAGGUACUCCGAGAGUCUUUCUCAUUCGACAGUAAGUGUUUGCUUAUAGUUGUUCGAAACGUCCUUCGGUAGAACUGCCAAGGCAUGAUUACACUUCAAUUUCCUCACUCCGAUGCAAUCGAAAUAGAUACUGGAUACUGACUCUGUGUCAGUGGUAAGUCACUUGUGGCUUUUUUACUACUAUAGUUCACACUAUCGAUAAGAUGAUCUAAACUCGUAAACAUCUUUUAAGGGAAUCGAAGAAUUGCAUAAUCAAUUUUCUAACCUCAUCAUGUAUCAGGCGAGACAGAAUGGACCAUCUCAGGUCGCUACACAGGCCGAAGUGAUAUUCCCCUAACUCCCCACGGAGAAAAACAAGUCUCCUCUUCAGCAGGCAUUCUAGUUGGUCCAGACAAGAUUAUUGAUCCAUCCAAGCUCGCCCACCUAUUCAUAAGUCCACGAACUCGAGCUCGACGCACAUUCGAGAUUCUCUUCGACGAAAAUACACAGAAGGAACUUGAAACUAAAACGGAGAUUACUGAACAUAUACGGGAAUGGGAAUACGGUGCCUAUGAAGGACUUCUUACCGCUCAGAUCCGAGCAGCUAGAAAGGAGAAGGGUUUGGAUAGUGAGAGGCCGUGGAACAUUUGGCUUGAUGGCUGUGAAGAGGGGGAAACGGCGGCUGAGGUAUCGGAUCGCUUGGAUUCGGUGAUUGCGAAGAUACGUGAGAUCCACGCACCUUAUAUGCAUGGAGAGAAGGGCGUGGAUGUUGUGCUGAUUGCACAUGGACAUAUCUUGAGAGCUUUUGCGAAAAGAUGGAUUGGAUUUGAAAUGGGGAGAGCACUACCUAUGAUGCUUGAACCUGGAGCUGUGGGAGUGUUGAGUUAUGAACAUCAUAAAGUUGAUGAGCCGGCCUUUUUGCUAGGUGUGAAUAUGGGCGCCAGCUAAGAGUAGAAAUAGAAGUCCUUGGUCGAAACGUUAGACUGGAUAGAGAAAUGAUGCAAAUGCUUUAGCUACUGUA